This is a messenger RNA of Armigeres subalbatus, 2787 nucleotides long. RefSeq lists its product as uncharacterized. The transcript has 2 exons. The record is from RefSeq and is a predicted model, not a curated record. Gene Ontology annotation, biological process: regulation of sporulation. The coding region runs from base 1480 to 2772 and encodes 430 amino acids. Lineage: Eukaryota; Metazoa; Arthropoda; Insecta; Diptera; Culicidae.
GCUGUUAAAAAUAAAUUACAUUAAUGUUCAAAUUAUAUCAUUUUUCCUAGAGAAGAUUUGUUCAAUUCAUCAGAGCCAUGUGCUAGGAUAAAUAACAGAUUAGGAAUGUUUAGUUCAAAACCAUAAAAUGUUUCCUGUGGCAUAUGUUUACUCUGUCUCCCAGGAAGGGCCAUAUCAAGCAAGGAAUGUUUUCCUAAGAUUAGGUUUCUAUGUUCAGCUUCAAAGUAAUAAAACUCCAUAUGGCGUAUGUUUUUCUACCUCCCUGGAAGAGCUAUAUCGGGCUGGGAAUGUUUGUCUAACGCUUGCUCAGGGGAGGUAGGAAAAACGUUCCCACGAUGCAGAUGCAGUUUUAUUACUUAGUACUUUUCCACUCGAUUCGUUUUGCUUGCAAGUGUCGCAUACUUGCGUUAAAUUAUACCCUUAAAAGAAAGCAGAUGGCACCAUUCAUAAAGUGCCAUCUGUAUUAGAAUUUCUUACAAUAAGAAUUUAGAAUACCAAUUAGAAUUGGUUGAACGUGUAGGAUAAUUAAUAUGUAUAUGUUAAGAAUUAUUCCCAAAUCAUGUAUAAAUAGUACUAGCGGUUUGGGAAAUAAAGGUAGUCAUUAUUAUCCAUCAAGUGAAUCACUUUCUUUCUCUUCAAGAGAAAAUUCCGUUGCUCACAGUUGCCUUUGAAGAACUUGAUUUAAUCUUCAGGAAGCAUAGAACCAAAUUGCUGGUGACUAGCCCUGGAAUUCAUUCAAUCUUGUUCGGAAAUUGCAACUUAUCCGAAAUCAUCCGAAACACUUUUAAUAUUGGUGUCCUCCAGAGAGGAUAAAUUAACUCACACCUUCGCGGAACGGAUCGAAUCGGAAUUUCGGAAAUCUUUCCAAGGAGGAAAGGAGGAUCGGAAAGUGAAUUUACUAAUUGGCGCCAACGACCAACGAGGAGGAAAGAUAGGAAGCCUCAAUAGGAAUCAGCUCGGGAUAAUUGGAGCUGAUUACACCACAUCAAAGGAUAGGAACAAAUCGAGAUUUGCCGCGUAAGUCGUAGCGUCGCAUCAGGAUCAUCGAUUAACGUUCCGCUUUAAAGGAAUUGGCGCCUACGACCACAGAGGAAAGUGACUCACGGUUUCGCGGAUUGUAAUUCGGAAAAUUCCAACGAGGAGUUUUAUUGGAUCAGUGACGUUGUGUUUAAAUGGAUCAUCGAGUGACAAAAUUAUUCUUUCAAUGAGGAUGUUAGAAUAAAUUAUAUCGAAGGAUUGGCCGCGUAAGUCGUAGCGUCGCAGAACGGGAUCAUCGAUUGUCAUCAAGUUGUCGUCGAACUGUCAUCAACCGUUUACUCAGUAAAGGAAAACUGGGUAAUUUAUGAAAUCUGAUCGCCUUAGUAAGGCGGGAAAAUGAUUUCACACUGAAUUAAUUAGGACUCGGACAAACGGAUCGGCCGUUACGAGCUAAUUCAGUGAAGAUUGAUUGAUGUAUCGGAGAAAUACAAAUCAAUAAAAAUGUCGUCAAUGAACUACAUUAUGAAUCCACAUGGACGUUGCCCACUGUGUACAAGUAUGGAUAAAAAAGAUGACAUGGUGUCAUGCAACAGGUGCAUGGCACAGUUCCAUUUAUGUUGUGUCGGUAUUAGAGAUAAACCGAACAAAGGAUAUCAAUGGAUAUGCGCUAAGUGCAGCGAGAUAUCUGCAUUGGAAAGUAAAUUGGCGGAACUUAAUGAAGUUCUGUCUCAACAAUUAUCAGGUGAUGUCAAGUCAACGACAUCACCGCAAGAAAUAUCAUUCGAGGUAGAGAAGCUACGACUCGAAUUGAUGAAUGUCGAAGGAUCGACAGAUUCUGAUGUUAUAGAAAUAUCAGAAAAGUUGGAUAAGCUGGUCGUCAACUUAGGCUAUUUGGAUAAAUAUAGCUUCAAUCCAUUCCGAUAUUGUAAUUCAACCCUACUCGGAUGUUUGAUUGAAAAGCUUCCAACGGAUUUAAAUCAAAAGUCUUGGAAGUUUGUUGCGCAAUUUGCAAGAAAUAUUCGUCAACCAUCUGUAGAUAUUGUUCCCACAUUGGAUGUGUUCAAUGCAUGGCUCAAGCCACAUGCAGAGGAACUGAAGCGAAUGAAUGCUUUAAAGCAAUAUCUCAAUCGAAGUUAUGAAAAUUUAAUCGAUUGGAAUGGAGCAGAAGAGGCUCAAUGCACUAAUGAAAUUAGUGAUAAUGGUAAAAUGGAUAAUGGCAAUUCCUGCGUAAUUGAAGUUGAUCAGAACGAGAGACCCUGUCGCCCUCCUGCCAGGUGCAGCAUACCAGAUCGGUAUCGAGCGGAAUAUUUUGAAUCAAGUAAUCAUGAGGAUCCCGAGCUCAGUAGAGUUGAACCAGGGAAACGGUUUAUCGAUAGAGAUAAGCUUGUUCCGGAUCGGGAACAAGAAGUAUCAAAUGAGCUACCAGAAGAACAAUCAAUUACGGAAUCUGAGGAUUUAGCUGUUCUUUUCGAACAACUCCAAGAAGGUGAACAACAAUUCAGAAAUGACAUCAAAUGUACUGCACCCAAGAGGUCAAAGCAGAGUACAAAGAGAAAGAUACUCAUCAACAAUUGUGAACAUUUGAUCAAAGAGGAGAAACAAGUAGAUCCUGUCAAACCAGAUUGUGCUAUCCCGUCACAGCACAAGAAAUAUGACGCAUAUGCAGCGAAUAAUCUGCAAGAGUUUGGCAACAAGUUCAGCGAAAAUGAAAUAUCUUCGACUGGAAGUAAUACAUUAGAAAGCAUUAAUAUUGAAAAGCGAGGUAAUAAAUUAAGAACUAUUAGGGAGGCCUGAAGUUCAAAAAAGUCC